AUGAGGGUGAACAUGAUGGUGAACUGGUAUGACUCCAUAUGGAAAACUCCAUAUGGAAAACUCCAUAUAACCAUUGCUCCCCGCCUCUUGCGCGGAGCUCCACCUGCCAAUCGCGACGACCCACGUGUCGUGCGCCAGCGAAUAACGAGCGUGCUUGGUUCCUGCGUGGCGUCCGCCGCAAUUGUCGCGGGUGUCGCGAAAUUCGGCCUGUUGGACAACGCCCAUGCCCCUCUGCCCUCCGUUCCUCGUCUUCUUUCUCUGCAACCUGACUACCUGGUAAGCUACAUCUUUAGACUGCUAUUGCUUACAAGUGUUGCUGCUGCGUCUGUUCCGCAUGCGUAUAAACCGCUGGUGCUGCCACUGCUUCCGUCUGACCUGCUGUUCCAUGCCCGCAACCUGGUGGUGGCUCCUCUCAGCGAGGAGUUUGUUUUUCGGGCAGCCCUGUGUCCGCUUCUUCUUGCGGGCGGCUUCUCAGUCACCUCCACGGUUUUCAUCUGCCCGCUGUUCUUCAGCCUAGCACACGGCCAUCACAUCUGGAACCUAGUGCACUACCAUCGCUGCUCCCUUCCCCAAGCUCUUGCCAUGGUUGGGUUCCAAAUGGCCUUCACGUGGGUGUUUGGCUGCCUCGCUGCCUUCAUCAUUCUGAGAACAGGCAGCCUGUGGGCGUCAGUGGCAGCUCACGCUUUCUGCAAUGCCAUGGGGGUCCCGGAUUUUCAAGCAGCCCUGACACACCGGCACAGAUACGUGAUAUGCUCAGCAUUUGUAGCGGGAGUGGCCCUGUUUGCGGCAUUGGUCAACCCACUCACAGACCCGCCUCUGUUCAACAGACCAGUUGCAUCCUGCCACGUCAGCCUUGGGUUCUGCAAGUGGCAGUGA
Messenger RNA from Closterium sp. Yama58-4, 876 nucleotides. Lineage: Eukaryota; Viridiplantae; Streptophyta; Zygnematophyceae; Desmidiales; Closteriaceae. The record is from the annotation of a GenBank genome assembly.